GCCCGUUUUCCGCCCCUCCCAUGGCUCGUGCCGCCUGCCGAAUGUGUUCGUCUAUGAUAUAGUUGGGAUGAGUAUGCAUGUGAACCUCAAGUUUCAAGCUCAGGAUCAUAAUUAACCGCUUUACGCGACGACCACCUAAUUCACAGAUUCAAGCACGCGCACAAAACAUCAAAGCUCUGACUUGAGAGUAAAACUGCAUUAUUCGCUGCACUGCCGUCUUACAGUAGCUGGGUCAUAUCGGGAACACCCGGUUCGCGGAUCAGCCCUAACCGAAAUAUGUCAGCAAGCCCAAGGGGCUGAGCCUCAUAAACUACACCAAUGCAGAUGAACAUGGUACCUGCUAUGCGUGUUGCUGCUAUCUUGGUUUCAGGCAUGCAAAAUGGCUUACAGGCUAUGUGAUAUAAAUCCUUCAAGACCGUGGGGUUUGGAGGCUAUAACACCAAACUCAGUUGAAUAGCCUCCUCAUCCUUUAUCUCAAGGCCUCCAAUCACCACUCUGUUUACAUUAUUUAGCAUAGCUUCAUUAUGCCGACUCCUCCAAGAAGCUCAGUCUCCUUCCCGAGCCACGCGGACCUCUUCUACUUCUGCACAACAUCGUCACCAUCAGAGGAAGAUCUCAACAUCCACUACGCCCCUCCUUCGAGAUCUUCCCUACGCAUCGGCGUGGUCAUCUACAGUCCAGAACCAGUCCAACUGCUAGACCUAGCCGCCCUCGACCUCCUCGCCAUGGUCGGAAGAAACAGAAUCAGCCGAACCAACGCCACGGCCGCUGCCAUUGACGAAGCCAUGGAUGAAAUCGACAUUCGAUAUGUCAGUGUGACCGGAGAAGGGAGUUUCCCAGUCACGUCUGGCGCACGAAUGCCGGUGACGGUGAGCUAA
Pyrenophora tritici-repentis Pt-1C-BFP is the source of this 878-nucleotide messenger RNA. RefSeq lists its product as uncharacterized. The record is from RefSeq and is a predicted model, not a curated record. Lineage: Eukaryota; Fungi; Ascomycota; Dothideomycetes; Pleosporales; Pleosporaceae.